AAUUUUGAGCACCAUGAGGUUCGGCGUUGCUCGCAGAGAGGAGGAGGACGCCGCGCCGCCAGCUCAUGUCGUGGAAGCCGAUGCGUAUUGGGAAGUAAAGAAGAUGCAUAUUUCUCGUGCAGAUGUUUCUCCGUGCCGCCGGCGGUUCCGGGCACCGAGUUCGGACAAUUCCACGACGUCCAGCGAUGAUGAAGCCCCCUCAGACUUGGACCCGAUGCUGACGGACAGCGACCGCGGCGUAAACAUGGCUACGUCGGUGUUGGGUACGCUGCAGCUAACAGCGAAGUCGCGCCAGGAGCUGCUGAAGCAAGUUGAACGCGCGUGCGAGCGCAAGGCAGUGCAGGCGGUGACGGGCAGUGGUGCGUACCUGGCUCUGUGCAAGACGCUACAGCGUGCACGGCAGGAUGCGGAGGCUCAGCUGCACCGUAUAGAUGCGGAUGCUGGUAGAUCUGAGGAGGAGAUGCUGAGGAAACAUCAGCAGCUGGAGAGGGAGGCAGCGGCCAAGCUGCAGCAGAUUCGAUCGAAGGAGAGAUUGGCCAUUGAGAGUGUGGAGAAGGAGCUGCGCGCCUUCCAACAGGCGCGAGAGGACGAGCGACGACGAGAAGAAGAGCAGAGGGAGCUCAAAGAAGCUGCAGUGCGUCGUGAAGAAGAAGCUCGCGAGAAGGCGUUGCAAGAGGCUAAAGAGAAAGAGGAGGCUGCAGAGGCCCAGCGCAAGGUCGAGCAUGAAGUGGAGCAAGCGCAAGCGAAGGCGAAGGCUCUGGCAGCUGAACGCGCUGCCGAGCACAAGAAGCAGCAGGAGGAGCGUGAAAAGGAACAAGCUGCGAAGAAAGCCGCCGAGAAAGAAGCCGCAGCUCAGGCGAAGAAAUACGUCAAGGAGGGACACGAGCGUAUUAAGCGCCUGGAAGAGCUACAUCACCAGUCGACAGAAAUUCUCGACAGUCCUGACCCGGAAGUGAAGAAGAUCCGAAUGCAGAUCAGGCGCGAGGCUGGCGCAUGUAACCAAAUUGCUGCGGCGCCGUCGGCUAUCAAGAACGUCGUGAGCAAAAUCCAGCAGCUCCUCCAGAUGGCCAAGUCCUCAGGUGACGCGUACUUCAAAUUCGCGCUCGACAUGGUGGCUUCAAACUUGUCCAAGCAGGUGGAGGGUCGUGCAGACUACAAAUCCUGCUACCCUAUCGCGCACGUGAUCAAGAUGAGUUGUGUGCACACCCCGGAGUUGACCGACGUUAUGUUGGGGUACUUCCACAAGACUUGCGUCUUCACAAUCCCGGACAACCCGGAGAAACACGCGUCGCAGACGAUCGCCGAGUACAAAUUAUCUGUGGGUUUCCACAAGGCCGUUGGCGAGAGCUCGGAUCCAGACGGUCUGGAGCACGUGACGGAAUACACCAGACGCAUGACGAUGAUCUCGGCUGUGCUGGCUGCUGUUCGGCAGACGACUCCAUGGGACGGCAGUCCGUCGCCGCCUGGACUGGAGCUUGGAGAUUGCUGGGCUUGGCUGGCUCGGCUGCUAACGCUGCUGGUCAACUCGAGAUGUUUGUGA
Phytophthora infestans T30-4 is the source of this 1540-nucleotide messenger RNA. RefSeq lists its product as uncharacterized. Lineage: Eukaryota; Oomycota; Peronosporomycetes; Peronosporales; Peronosporaceae. Gene Ontology annotation, biological process: regulation of translational termination; poly(A)+ mRNA export from nucleus; regulation of translational initiation. The record is from RefSeq and is a predicted model, not a curated record. Gene Ontology annotation, cellular component: nuclear pore cytoplasmic filaments; cytoplasm; nuclear pore. Gene Ontology annotation, molecular function: inositol hexakisphosphate binding; translation initiation factor binding; phospholipid binding. The coding region runs from base 14 to 1540 and encodes 508 amino acids. The transcript is spliced from 6 exons.